Molecule: messenger RNA, 6632 nt
Organism: Nerophis ophidion (straightnose pipefish)
Lineage: Eukaryota; Metazoa; Chordata; Actinopteri; Syngnathiformes; Syngnathidae
Product: zinc finger protein OZF-like
Exons: 2
Coding region: 616-1923 (435 amino acids)
Biological process (GO): negative regulation of transcription by RNA polymerase II; regulation of cytokine production; regulation of immune system process
Source: RefSeq, a predicted model, not a curated record
ACCUCCUGUACUGUAGAAUGUAGUGUGGACCAUAGGACAGGACGAAGUACUACCGUUAAGAAGCUGUGGGGGGCAGUAAAACGCCUAAAAUGCUCUACGAGUCUGCUGGAAGUUGAAAGAAGAAGAAGGAGGACAAAGCAAAAUGGCGUUUGAUGGAGAAGGCCGAAACGUGGCCAUAAUAGUUUAGUGUUUUUAAUCAGUGCGUACAUGUACACAUACAUGUAUUUUGACAGAGUAAACAUCUUUAAUUAUUGUUUGUUAUCGGAUACAUUGCUCCGAGUGCAAUUUGACGCUUCUCGUGUUUGCUAUUUUAGCUUAAGCUAAUUUAGCUUAGCCGCUAACAAAGACCCGACGUAGUUGUAGACUUGCACGGAUCGACGACGCGGGACUCCUUGUCAACACCUCGCUAAUCACUGACUUUGUGUGAGUGUAAAGUGUUGGGAUUGCGUGAACAUGUGCGAAAGAACAACAGCGGAGGACGAGUAAGAAUUUUCUCCAACGAAAGACAAAAAUCCACUACUGGAGGCUGUGUCAGAGAAACAUCAAGUUGUGUUACACAUAACAGACGUCUGUGAAAAACAACUUGUCCUUGAGCAACAGAAGUGCAGCUUCACAAUGGACCAAGAGGAGCCACGUCCCUCCCACAUUAAAAAUAAAGACCAGACCCCCCACAAUAGAAAGGUGGAGGGGGACCCACUGAUCCCUCACUUUAAAGAGGAAAAGGAGGUGCCAGAUACCUUGCACAUUAAAGAAGAAAAGGACCAACUUACCCUCCAAGUCAAAAAGGAAGAGGAAGCACCACAAUCCCCUCACGUUAAAGAGGAAGAGGAGGAACACAGCAUCAGUCAGGUGGGAGAGCAUCUUGAAGGACCGGAGGAGGUUGAUGUCACCAAGAUGCCAGUGACUGGUGUCCCUGUGAAGAGUGAAGAUGAGGUGAAAGGUGAAAGUGAGGAGAGGGGAGGGGGGGUGCCUCCAAGCAGCAGCUCAACACAACACAUGACAACAGAAGCUGAUGGAGACCACUGUGGAGGAUCACAAGCAGACAAGCUCUUAGCUCCACUAUCAGAUAGUGAGGACACAACCUCACACUCUCCUGACACUGAUGAUGAAGACUCUAAAGAUGAUAAAACAUGUCACACUGACAACACUCACUUCACAUGUUCUCACUGUGACAAAACUUUUAAUCACCGUUCUUAUCUGAAAAGACACAUGAGAAUACACACUGGAGAAAAACCUUUUUCCUGCUCGGACUGCGGUAGAGAUUUUGCACGAAAAGAUACGUUGAAAGACCACAUGCGAACACACACUGGAGAAAAACCGUUUUCCUGUUCAAUCUGUGGUAAAGGUUAUAGACAAAAUCAGUGUUUGAAAGAACACAUGACAAUACACAGUGGGAAAAAACCUUUUUCCUGUUCAAUUUGCGGUAAAGAUUUUGUACAACGACAGUAUGUAAAAGUACACAUGAGAACACACACUGGUGAAAAACAGAUUUCUUGCUUAAUCUGCGGAAAAAGUUUUGCGCGACGCGGGUAUUUGAAAAUACACAUGAAAUUACAUUCCGGAGAGAAAACUUUUACCUGUUCAGUCUGUGGUAAAGGAUUUGUGCAAAAUCAAAAUUUGACAGUCCACAUGAGAACACACACCGGUGAAAAGCCAUAUUCCUGUUCACUCUGCAGCAGACGAUUUUCUGACCGAUCAGCAUUUGUGGUACACAUGAGAGCGCACAGCGGUGAAAAACCUUAUUCCUGUUCGAUCUGCAACAAAACCUUUUGUGGCCGUUCAUCACUUGGAAGACACAUGAGAACACACACAGGAGAGAAAGUGUUGAGUUGCAGUGUGUGUGGUGAAAGAUUGUCUUCUAAGUACCAGUGUAAGAAACACAAGUGUGCUGGUGAGAACAGCAGCAAUAAGGGUUUGAAAUAAACUCUGUCUUCCUAAAAACAUCAACAAUUUUACACGUGAUGACAUUGUUGUGUGUGUAACACAAUCUUGUUAAUGUUUAUAGAUUAGAUAUUUUUAGAUUUGUACUUUCUUCUGUUAGGUACAUGCAUUAAAGGCCCACUGAAAUUAGAUUUUCUUAUUUAAACGGGGAUAGCAGGUCCAUUUUAUGUGUCAUACUUGAUCAUUUCGCAAUAUUGCCAUAUUUUUGCUGAAAGGAUUUAAUAGAGAACAUCCACGAUAAAGUUCGCAACUUUUGGUUGCUAACAGAAAAGCCUUGCCUCUACCGGAAGUCGCAGACGAUGACGUCACAUGUUGAUGGCUCCUCACAUAUUCGCAUAGUUUUUAAUGGGAGCCUCCAACAAAAACAGCUAUUCGGAACGAGAAAACGAUGAAAGAUUUGUGUUUUAGGAUAUUGAUAGCGACAGACUAGAAAAAAAAAAACGAGACUGCAUUGGGACGGAUUCAGAUGUUUUCAGACACAUUUACUAGGAUAAUUCUGGGAAAUCCCUUAUCUUUCUAUUGUGUUGCUAGUGUUUUAGUGAGUUUAACAGUACCUGAUAGUCGGAGGGGUGUGUCCACAGGUGUCUUGACGCCAGUGUCUCAGGGAAGUCGACGGCAGCUUUAUGGGCGGCAUAAGCUCAGCUGAUCUCCGGUAAGAAGCGACUUUUUACAUCAAUUUUUUCACCAAAACCUGCUGGUUGACAUUUGGUCGGGAUCCAUGUCCGCUGUGAUCCAUAGUAAAUUUUCACCUCCUGGAAUUUUAAACACGGAAUCACCGUGUGUUUGUGUGGCUAAAGGCUAAAGCUUCCCAACUCCAUCUUUCUACUGUGACUUCUCCAAUAUUAAUUGAACAAAUUGCAAAAGAUUCAGCAACACAGACGUCCAAAAUACUGUGUAAUUAUGCCGUUAAAGCAGACGACUUUUAGCUGUGUGUGUGUGCAGCGCUCAUAUUUCCUAACAGUCUGUGACGUCAAGCGUACACGUCAUCAUUACGCGACGUGUUCAAGAAGAAACUCCCGGGAAAUUUAAAAUUGCAAUUUAGUAAACUAAAAAGGCCGUAUUGGCAUGUGUUGCAAUGUUAAUAUUUCAUCAUUGAUAUAUAAACUAUCAGACUGUGUGGUGGCUAGUAGUGGCUUUCAGUAGGCCUUUAAUACGCAACAUUGUGUACUAAAAUGAACAUAAUUUGGCUGAAAAGGUGAGAGUAAACAGUUCAAAAUAUGUUACAUAAAAUAAAAAACGUAUGUAUGUGUGUAUAUAUAUAUAUAUAUACCUAAUUAACUUUUAUACUUUUAUUCUUUGUAGGGUUUUUAUACUGCUUAUUUUCCGUUAUGUGACUUCUUCCCAGAAGUGAAAAACAAGCCAAGAUUUCAGUUUGAAAACUGAGUAUGCAAAGGGUUUAGAUAUUCCUGCAAAAAGCAGAUACGAGCAAAAAAAAAAAUCCAACUAUGCAAUGAAAUAGAUUACUUGAUCAAAAAAAGAUUUUUUGAGUGAUAUCAAGGAUUAUACGUCGGUGCUGUUCUCAGACAUACGGGACUAUUGUGCUCCAGACAUCAUUCUACACGACAAAUGAGAUGGAAACUUGUAAAAGCAUGGAGGUCUGCGACUUCUUUGUGUCCUUUGGUCAAGGACAUUGGUACCAAGACUCUCCCGGAUAAUUAUGCAUCGGUUUUGCUCGGGCGAGGUUGCAUUUCAUGAUUUAAAUUUGCGUGUUGUGAGGACGGCGUCCAUGUAAACAGAGACUUCUAGCACCUGGGACUUCUUAUCAAUUAAACGAACAAUUACUGAAUUAUAACCAUAUUUAAUUUUUUUCCUGCUGUCAUAUGUACUUUGACACAAUUGUGUACACAAUAAAAAAAGAGAGGAGACAGAGAAUUACCUUUCCUGACACUAUCAUUGACCCCGACUUGCGUUUUUUUUCUAAAUACAUACAAUAUCAAGAUAAUAGUUAAAUGGGAAGUAAUAAACAUUAAAGAGAUGUCAAACCUUUUACGAAGUGGUCACUCGGGGAUUCUUUAAAGGGGAACAUUAUCAGCAGACCUAUGCAAGCGUCAAUAUAUACCUUGAUGUUGCAGAAAAAAGACCAUGUAUUUUUUUAACCGAUUUCCGAACUCUAAAUGAGUGAAUUUCGGCAAAUUAAAUGCCUUUAUUUUUAUCGGCCUUUUAGCGAUGACGUCAGAACGUGACGUCGCCGAGGUAACACAGCCGCCAUUUUAAUUUUCUCAGCUCUGUUAUUUUCCGUUUUUUUGACUAUUUUUUGGAACCUUGGAGACAUCAUGCCUCGUGGGUGUGUUGUCGGAGGGUGUAACAACACUAACAGGGAGGGAUUCAAGUUGCACCACUGGCAAGAAAUCUGCCGCCAGACCUCCAUUGAAUGUACCAAAGUGUCUUCACAUUUGACCGGCGAUGCUAAGACAGACAUGGCACAGAGAUGUAUGGAUAACCUGCAGAUGCAUUUGCAACCAUUAAGUCAACCAAAUCACAAAGGUGAGUUUUGUUGAUGACUUAUGUGCUAAUCAGACAUAUUUGGUCACGGCAUGACUGCCAGAUAAUCAAUGCCAACAUGCUACGCUAAUCAAUGCUAACAUGCUAUUUACGCUAGCUGUAUGUACAUUUGAAACUAGUCACCCACAUUUAAUGCGAAACAAACACUUACCAUUCGACGGAUUUAAGUUGCUCCAGUGUCACAAGAUGCGAACGUCCUGAUCGUUUGGGCCGCACAUUUUACCGGCGAUGCUAAUAAGGCAGCCAUGCUAUGGGCCACUUCAUUAGGUACACCCACGCUAUGGCCGAAUAGCGUCAAUAGCUUCAAUUUGGUUUUCGCUAUCUGCCUCCAUACUCCCACCAUCUGUUUCAAUACAUGCGUAAUCAGUUGAAUCGCUUAAGCCGCUGAAAUCCGAGUCUGAAUCCGAGCUAAUGUCGCUAUAUCUUGCUGUGGUAACCGCCAUGUUGUUUGUAUUGGCAGCACUGUAUGACGUCACAGGGAAAUGGAUAGUGGUUUCGAAGAUAGUGUCAUUAGGGAUAUUCCAGGAGGUGUAAAAUUUUGAAAAAAAAAUUGGAAAAAUAAAACAAGCCGCUGGGAACUGAUUAUUGUUUUUAACCCAUUUGAAAUUGUGAUAAAGUUUCCCUUUAAGUCUGCUUCCUGGAAGUGGCGUGCGUGCUAUUUUGUCGUCUUUCUUGAUUGCCUCUCGAGGAACUCUGAUGAAUUUUUUAUCCUUUUUGUAAUUUGAAGGGCUUGUACGGCCGAAAAGUACACAAACAUAGGGCUUUUUGUUUUUUCUUUCAAGAAAGUACCCAUUGAGAACUGGCGCUGGCUUGACCACCACGCAUAUUUUAUUCCGAAACGUGAGCCGGACGUGACGUCAUUCAAAUUGGUUUAAGAAACAAUGUAGUCUAACAUAUUUUCAUUUCUAAUUGUAAAUGAAUCUAUAGAUCCUUUAUAACAUGGGUGUCAAACUCUGGCCCGCAAGCCAAAUCUGGCCCUCCGUGUAACUUCAUUUGGCCCUUGAGGUAAUAUCAAGUUAAGAAUGGAGCUGGCCCGCCGGUAUUAUACAGCGGCGAUGCCUCUGUAACACCGCUGAUACUCAUACUUGCCAACCCUCACGAUUUUCCCGGGAGACUCCCAAAGUUCAGUGCCUCUCCCUGGGCAACCAUUCUUCCGAAUUUCUCCCGAUUUCCACCCUUUGCGUCCUCUACAGCAUGUCGUCACGUCCGCUUUUCCGCCAUACAAACAACGUGCCGGUACAGUCACAUAAUAUACGCUGCUUUAAACACACACAAGUGAAUGCAACGCAUACUUGAUCAACAGCCAUAAGGGUCACACUGAGGGUGGCCGUAUAAACAACUUUAACACUUUUACAAAUACGCGCCACACUGUGAGGACACACCAAACAAGAAUGACAAACACAUUUCAGGAGAACAUCCGCACCGUAGCACAACAUAAACUCAAAAGAAAUACCCAGAACCCCUUGCAGCACUAACUCUUCCGGGACGCUAUAUAUAUACACACUCCCGCUACCACCAAACCCCGCUCCUCCAAUUUUUAUUUACAUUUUAUUUAAUAUGCCAUUGAUAUUUUUUCCUCAUUAGAAUAAUUUGAAACUCGAUUUUGUAUGUGACUAUAAAGUUAUAUAAGCCUUGCUUGUUUAAUAUUCAAUGCAAAACUUGUUUGGGUCCCUAUUAAAAGGUUCAUUUGUUCAAACUUGGCCCGCGGCUUUGUUCAGUUUUAAAUUCAGGCCCACUCUUUAUUUGAGUUUGACACCCCUGCUUUAUAAGAUAUACAUAUUUGUUUUACAUUUGUUCAUACUUUUGCUUUUGAGUACACAUCAAUUCCUCUUAGAUCAUAUUUACUGGUUCACAUCUGAAACAUCUUCUGGAAGCAUUUUAUUAUUUACUGUAUACAUCAUUUGAACAGUUGUCCUUUAUACAAGAUCAUUUACUUUUAAAUGUGUGACUUUAUGAUUCAUUGGUCGUGUCUGUAAUCAAUUUCAUUAUCUUGUUUACUCUCUUUUGUAACAUGAAUAUUAGGUUGUGUUUUUUUUCCCAAGCAUGUCCCCAGAUCUUGAUGCAAUACAUAGAUGAGAGAAGAUGGCAUACAUAUUUGUGGAAGCUUAUGAAGGAUGUUUUUUGGUUUUAAUGAUCUACAUAUGUGAAUAAAAUGAAUUAGCCGUGACAAUUAUAGUGCUUAAAUAACA